Gavialis gangeticus (Gharial) is the source of this 4221-nucleotide messenger RNA. RefSeq names its product fibroblast growth factor receptor substrate 3 (gene FRS3). The record is from RefSeq and is a predicted model, not a curated record. The coding region runs from base 2452 to 3960 and encodes 502 amino acids. NCBI's taxonomy places the organism in Eukaryota, Metazoa, Chordata, Crocodylia, Gavialidae. Gene Ontology annotation, biological process: cell surface receptor protein tyrosine kinase signaling pathway. The transcript is spliced from 6 exons. Gene Ontology annotation, cellular component: cytoplasm.
CAGAAUGCCAUUAAGAUGCAAAGUAGACAGUGGAGUUGAAAUUUGCUCUGCACUUAAGAGGUUUGUGCCCUUAACUGAUACAUGGAUAACCAGUGUUUGCUGACAGCUUACACAGUUUCCACAUAUUGAGACUGGUAUUGUUAUGCAGGAGAAUUAUGCACUUAGUCUGCAUGCAUGUCAAUUGGGUAGACUCUGUUUAAUGUUUCUCAAGGUUUUGUUGGUGACCAAGGGAGUUGUUGAGUUAGACGCUUAUAAGAUAUCUAAUAAAAGCUCCCAAUAAAAGCAGUUGAGAUUUGGGUAGCAGGAGAGGCAAAUGGAAAAGCUGGAAUAUUCUAUACGGAUAUUUUUUUUCCUUCUGUUUUCUUAAAAAGGUUUGGAAGAGGUUUUGAAAAGCACUCCCAGAAGUUAGGCACACAACUUCUGUGGACUGUCAAUGCAGGUUUGGUGCCUACUUCCUAUUUUGCAACACUUAACUUGUUGUUCCCCUCCCAUAAGUAGAAAAUGGAUGUCACAAGAAAACUUGCCAGGUGUGACUUCAGACUCCAUCUAUAAGGUGGAAGAUCAGCAUAUUCCACUAUAGCCCUUGAGAGGCAGGCAGUUGCGUGGAAACCUGCAUCUUCUGAGGAGAAUGCUAUUUUCUUUGCUGAGCUGAACAGUUGCAGGUAUUCAUAGUACUAAGGAAUGCAGCUGGUUUGUUUUCUCUAGAAAGCAGAGCCAAUUAAGCAUGAGGAAAUUGCAAGAAACGGUCUGGUAGAUGCCUAAAUGCAAAAGGCACUUGCGUGGUCUAAGGAUGCCAGGGUUUUGUUUGCUAGUGUAUGCAUCCCGAGGGAUCUGGGUAGUUGGCACAUCUGGACAUGGAAACAGAGUCAUAAAAAGUGUGUACAGAGACUAAAGUUUUAACCGAGGAAUUUGCAUGGAAUAGACAUUUACUAAAAUAUUCAGCAGUGAGGCUGCAAUGACUGGUUGACUUGGCUUUUCAAGGAUCUUCGAGGCAGGGAGUCUCGCAAUCUUCCAGUGGAAACUAUAACCCCCCACUGCAAACAGUUCCCAGAGCUUGAGCCAAGAUCCAGAAAAAAACUAGCAGAAGAAGGAAAAGGUGGGAGAAAAAUAGGUGGUUUGUACAAAACUUGGAAGUUUGAUGAAGACGUAAAGAGGCCGGGAGCAGUAGAAAUUGUUCUGAUGGCAGAAGGAGAAGGCUGUGCCACCAGUGACCAGAUUAGAUGGAAGAGGAGUCUGGAUCUAGGUUUGCAGUGAAAGUCUGUGACGCUAACUAGAACAGGGCUAUGGAGAGGGCUUAACAAACAAGUUGGGGUUGAAAGGCUCCUGAAGUGAGCAGGGAGCCUGUAAUUCUUUCCAUUUGGGGGUGGGUGGGGAGAGGAAUGUGAUUGCACUUCCUGGACUCCAUAGGAGAGUGGGCUACAGCCUUUUGCUCUUGCUGGAGUCGCAGAAGUUGGGACACCGUGAAGCUGCCGGCAAGGCUUUGCAAGGCUCCGACUUGGCUGAGGACUCUAGUUGUCUGGAGUUACCCAGUGAGGCAGAAAUUGCUUGUGUUUCUUUGUGCCGAUUCAUUUCUCCAUCUGUGUUUCCAGCGUCAUUUUCUUUAUGAGCAAUGUGGAGCUAAUUCCUUAACAGUCAACUAUAUAUUGCCUUUGGGUCUAGCUCACUCAGGGGUAAGUGGGUGCAGCUCCCACGGGCAUCUUUGCCAAAGUCAUGAAUGUGUCUGUAGGGCGGAAUAUAGGUGUGUGUGGCAACGUAACCUGCACUGAACUGGAGCGGUGCAAGUGGGUUGCUGUUCACAAACCAAGAAGGCUGCAGCAGGAAAAGCAGCCAACAUCAGGUUGUUUGAUGAAGUUGGAAGCAGUUGGCUUUGCCCUUUGCUUUUCCCACUAACAUCCCCAUCAGUUCAAACACCUGCUGUAUGGUGGAUUGGUUCUCUUAAACCCAUGUUCUGUUACGCCCCCAGAGGGUAAUUCACACAGUUAAGGUCCCCAUUGGAUUUCACUGUCCCUGUCUAAUCUCUUUCCCCAGGAGGUUUGCGAAGAUUUUAACACCUGACGUGCAUCCUUGCCAGCACAUAGCAGGUGUGCAGAGUUUUGCAAUGCUGUCCUGUGCUGAGUGUUACAUAAAUGUAAAUUUGAGCAAUACUUUUAGCACUGAUUGUGUUUGUGUAUUCCUUAUGAGUCAUAUUUUAGAAAGUUAGUUUUGGGGGGAAAUUAGCCCUCUACCUGAUAGCAAGUGUUCUGUGCUCUCAGUUUCUGUUCUUUUAAAUUGUGUUUUUAUCAGGUGAAAAAUGGGACAAUUUCCAUGGCGCUUCAGGCGACUUCUUGCCAUCCUGGUUACCAUGACGCCUAGCAGAGGACUGUGGGACUGAAGUGGGAAUUCCUCCCCUCCCCCACAAAAAAAAAUAUCACCUAAUGGCCACAACUGGAGCUUACCUGGUAUGCUGACGUCAUGGGGAGCUGCUGUAGCUGCUUGUGCAGAGACAGCAUCCCGGACAACCACCCCACCAAGUUUAAGGUAACGAAUGUGGACGAUGAGGGGAACGAGCUGGGAUCUGGGAUCAUGGAGCUGACGCAGACGGAGCUCAUCUUGCACACUCGGAAGCGUGAUGCUGUCAGGUGGCCCUACCUCUGCCUGCGCCGCUAUGGCUAUGACUCCAACCUCUUCUCCUUCGAGAGUGGGCGCCGCUGCCAGACUGGACAGGGGAUCUUUGCCUUCAAGUGUUCCAGAGCAGAGGAGAUCUUUAACCUGCUGCAGGACCUGAUGCAGUGUAACAGCAUCAACGUGGUGGAGGAGCCAGUCAUCAUCACUAGGAGCAGUCACCCUACUGAGCAUGAGCUGUCCCGAACCCCACAGACACCCAGCACUCUGGGGUACACUGUUCCAGGGUUCCCCAAUGGAUUUCACAGCUUCCCUGGGGAAGCCCCAUCCUACUCCACAGCCAGACACCCCUCCAUGAGCAGCUUGAGGCACUCCUCUGUUGGGGAGGACUCUACGCACGCCCUUAUCGGGGCUGAUGAGCAGUCCCACACGUACGUCAACACCACCAAUGGUGAGGAGGAGAUGAGAGGCCGGCACUGUAUGCACACCCUGCCUGAGGUCCAUCCUUCUUUCCCUCACAGGAACCACAGCUGCUCACUAGAGGACCGAAACCCCCAAGUCUUCCUGCAGCCAGGGGAGGUGAAGUUUGUAUUGGGUCCUGCCCCUGGCUGCAGGCACAUGGUGAAAUGUGACAGCUUCUGCCGGCACCACCGGGAGUGCAGGGGACAUAUCUGUGCUCCCAACAACAACAACAACGAGUGUAAGGACAAGUACCCCAUGCCCAAGUGCAUGUACGAGAACAUCAAUGGCCUGCUCCCCCCUGGGGGUGCCUCGCUUCGGCGCGGUGGUCGCUUGAAACUCACCCGGGAAGACCUGGGCUUGAACAGCUGCUCUCACCGCAGGACGGCCCUGCUGCACUAUGAAAACCUGCCAUCACUGCCUCCCGUGUGGGAGUGCCAGCCCCUGCGGCAGGACGAGGAUGAUGAGGACUCUGGGGAUGCGCUGACCCCUUCCCCGAAUGGCUACCGUGAGCCUAGUGAAGAUGACCCCCUGCAGAACUACAUGAACUCGGAGAGCACUGUGCUGCAUGGCAGCCUACACCGCGGCAACUUCCCGCAGCAGCUCCGCAACUGCACGCCCAGCGUCUUCAGCUUCGACUUCCGCCGGCCCUGCCCGGAGCAGCAGAGGCAGCUCAAUUACAUCCAGGUGGAGCUGGAGGCUGACCCCCACAAGGGGUGCCAGAAACCCCAGGUCCCCUGCGCCCCACUUCCCACCACCCAUCCAGCCCGGAGGACGGACUCCUACGCGGUCAUUGACCUUAAAAAGACAGCAGCCAUGUCCAACUUGCAGAGGGCGCUGCCCAGAGAUGAUGGGACUUCAAGGAAAACGCGGCAUAACAGCACUGACCUGCCUCUGUAAGGGGAACACCAAGUGCGAGCAUCGCAUUGUGGCUUUUGUUAUCUGCCCUUCAGCGUGACUUCCAUCCUCCAUUCUCCCUUGCUUCUCAUCCCUGUUGGCCAACACAUCAUCCUUGGAUAGCCCCACGAAACAGACUUUACUCUUGUAGUCUGUCUGUCUGCGCUCUCUCCAUUCCUACCAAGUAUUUUGGUUUUCUGAGCCUUGCAGAGCGUUUGAAACCAUUCAGGGGAUGCCAGCACCUGAAUGGCAUCUGUAUGGGGG